Messenger RNA from Oldenlandia corymbosa var. corymbosa, 942 nucleotides. NCBI's taxonomy places the organism in Eukaryota, Viridiplantae, Streptophyta, Magnoliopsida, Gentianales, Rubiaceae. The record is from the annotation of a GenBank genome assembly.
AUGAAGACCAUUUUAGUCAAGAAAAUUUUAUUUGCCAGUCAGUAUUGCAAUCUUUACCAUGGUAAGAUUCCUCAAGGUUGGAAAGGGGUUAAAGGUGGAGAUGUGACCGUCAAGGUGUGGGUAAAAACUGAGCACCUAGAUAAGACAAAUACUUGCCGCCUACAUCCCUCCGAACCUGUGGAAAAGUUCAAUGUUGAUUUUCUCAAGUCUGACAAAGCAACUUCAUGUGGUUACUUGCCAAGACUGAUUGCGUAUACCCAUGAUAAUGGUGGCGAGUUCAUGGGUGUCGUUUAUGAUCUUCAGUCGUCAAAUACGCUGCGUGACUUUGUUGAUAAAGCGGAGUUUAAAUGGCUUGAAAGAAUUAAGGUAGCUGUUGGACUUGCUCGUCUUCUUAAGUAUCUGAUUCAUGAUCAGCCGGGAUACUUGGUCCGCGAUCUUUCUGCUGCCCACAUAAUGCUUGACAAGAUCGAUUUUUAUUUGGGUCAGAGGGCUACGUUGAUUAUUCUUAUAUUUGUUCAGGUUGAUGAACUCCCUGGAGUUGGAAAGCGGUUUUUUCUCCAUGAACAUGCUUGUAUGGUAUAUCCCUUGAAAACUCCCCAUAAAGUAUCCUUUGUUGAAAAACUCUUUCGCCGGCGCAAGAAGUCUCCCGCUGAACCUGAAGUAUCCUUUGUUGACCAGAGUUUGGAAGAAGGUCCUUAUUUUAAUGCUCGCGAUGGACUGAUAAUCUCCAAGUUGGCAAGGCUUUGUGUGGACAUUAGGGUGGGAAACCGCCCAAAUAUGAAGGAAGUGGUCAAGUGUUUGGAGAACCUUUCUGUUGUGAGAGAUAAUGUUGAAAUGUUCAGCGAGUUGGAGGAGAACGUCUGCGUUGUGAGAGACAAUGGUUUGGAGAACAAUGAUGCAGACUGUCUGAGGACUGUUAAAACUUGGUGUUGUUCCAUAUGA